This is a messenger RNA of Jaculus jaculus (lesser Egyptian jerboa), 2369 nucleotides long. RefSeq names its product kinesin family member 2A (gene Kif2a). Gene Ontology annotation, biological process: microtubule-based movement. The record is from RefSeq and is a predicted model, not a curated record. Gene Ontology annotation, molecular function: ATP binding; microtubule binding; microtubule motor activity. The transcript is spliced from 21 exons. The coding region runs from base 82 to 2319 and encodes 745 amino acids. Lineage: Eukaryota; Metazoa; Chordata; Mammalia; Rodentia; Dipodidae.
CCGCGGGCCACCGCUCCCCAGCCCGCCCCUCCCCGCCUUUUCCGUCCCCUCCCGGUCCCCGCCGCCGCUCCAGAUGAGGUGAUGAUGGCAACGGCCAACUUCGGCAAGAUCCAGAUCGGUAUCUACGUGGAGAUCAAGCGCAGCGAUGGCCGAAUACAUCAAGCAAUGGUAACAUCUUUAAAUGAAGACAAUGAAAGUGUAACGGUCGAGUGGAUAGAAAAUGGAGAUACAAAAGGCAAAGAGAUUGACUUGGAGAGCAUCUUCUCACUCAACCCUGACCUUGUACCUGAUGAAGAAAGUGAACCCAGUCCAGAAAUACCUCCACCAUCAACCUCCUCAGCCAAAGGCAACAAAAUUGUAAAGAAUCGACGGACCGUAGCAUCUGUUAAGAAUGAUCCUCCACCAAGAGAUAAUAGAGUGGUUGGUUCGGCACGCGCACGGCCCAGUCAGCUUCCCGAGCAGUCAUCCUCUGCACAACAGAAUGGUAGUGUUUCAGAUAUAUCUCCAGUCCAGGCUGCAAAAAAGGAAUUCGGACCCCCUUCACGUAGAAAAUCUAAUUGUGUGAAAGAAGUGGAAAAAUUACAAGAAAAACGAGAAAAAAGGAGAUUACAACAGCAAGAACUUAGAGAAAAGAGAGCCCAGGAUGUUGAUGCUACAAAUCCAAAUUAUGAAAUUAUGUGUAUGAUCAGAGACUUCAGAGGAAGUUUGGAUUAUAGGCCAUUGACCACAGCAGACCCCAUUGACGAACAUAGGAUAUGCGUUUGUGUUCGAAAACGGCCACUAAAUAAAAAAGAAACUCAAAUGAAAGAUCUUGAUGUAAUCACAAUCCCUAGUAAAGACGUUGUCAUGGUACAUGAACCCAAACAGAAGGUAGAUUUAACAAGGUACUUAGAAAACCAAACAUUUCGUUUUGACUAUGCCUUUGACGACUCGGCUCCUAACGAGAUGGUUUACAGGUUUACAGCUAGACCACUAGUGGAAACUAUAUUUGAAAGGGGGAUGGCUACAUGCUUUGCUUAUGGACAGACCGGAAGUGGAAAAACUCACACUAUGGGUGGUGACUUUUCAGGAAAGAACCAAGAUUGUUCCAAGGGAAUUUAUGCAUUAGCAGCUCGGGAUGUCUUUCUAAUGCUAAAGAAGCCAAACUAUAAGAAACUAGAACUUCAAGUAUAUGCAACCUUUUUUGAAAUUUAUAGUGGAAAGGUCUUUGACUUGCUAAAUAGGAAAACGAAAUUGCGAGUGCUGGAAGACGGCAAGCAGCAGGUGCAGGUGGUGGGGCUCCAGGAGCGGGAGGUCAGGUGUGUUGAGGACGUGCUGAAACUCAUCGACAUAGGCAACAGCUGCAGAACAUCUGGUCAAACAUCUGCAAAUGCACAUUCAUCUCGGAGCCAUGCCGUGUUUCAGAUUAUUCUUCGAAGGAAAGGAAAACUGCAUGGCAAAUUUUCUCUCAUUGACCUGGCUGGGAAUGAAAGAGGGGCAGACACGUCCAGUGCAGACAGGCAGACGAGGCUCGAAGGUGCCGAGAUCAAUAAGAGCCUUUUGGCACUCAAGGAGUGCAUCAGAGCCUUAGGUAGAAAUAAACCUCAUACUCCUUUCCGAGCAAGUAAACUUACUCAGGUGUUAAGAGACUCGUUCAUAGGUGAAAACUCUCGAACUUGCAUGAUUGCCACAAUCUCUCCUGGAAUGGCAUCCUGUGAAAACACUCUGAAUACAUUAAGAUACGCAAAUAGAGUAAAGGAGUUUGGAAUUAGUCCAUCAGACAUUCCCUUCUCCCAGGGUAGUGGCAGUCGCCCUGAUCUCUCUCCUUCUUACGAUUAUGACGACUUUUCUCCUUCAAUUACAAGGGUGAAAGAAUUGACUAUAGACCCAUCUGCUGCUGGUGAUGUCCGUCCAAUUAUGCACCAUCCACCAAGCCAGAUUGAUGACUUAGAGACACAGUGGGGUGUGGGGAGUUCCCCUCAGAGAGAUGAUCUAAAACUUCUUUGUGAACAAAAUGAAGAAGAGGUUUCUCCACAGUUGUUCACUUUCCACGAAGCUGUCUCGCAAAUGGUGGAGAUGGAGGAGCAGGUUGUGGAGGACCACAGGGCGGUGUUCCAGGAGUCCAUCCGCUGGCUAGAGGACGAGAAGGCCCUGCUCGAGAUGACCGAGGAGGUGGACUACGAUGUGGACUCCUAUGCUACACAACUUGAAGCUAUUCUGGAGCAAAAAAUAGACAUUUUAACUGAGCUACGAGAUAAAGUGAAGUCUUUCCGCGCAGCGCUGCAAGAAGAGGAGCAGGCCAGCAAGCAAAUCAACCCGAAGAGACCCCGCGCGCUUUGAAGUGGGCGCCGCCCCGCCCCGCCCGGCCGGCCUGCCGCGACUCCCGCCCC